UCCCCUCUGCCGUGCCUCUGGGUUCAGUCUGCCGCCGUUUUUUCUACUUACUACCACUACGUUCAUUCUCUUGUCGAGUUCCCUUCGGUGGAGAAUCCUGACGUCGCCGUCAGCCUCCCUGGCUUGCCGACGCUAAGGCCCGAUGAGCUUCCAACCUUCAUGCUCCCCUCCAACCCGUACAAGUCUCUCACGGAGGUAAUCUUAUCCCAGUUCAGAAACAUACAGAAAGCCAACUGGGUGCUCCUCAACUCGUUCCAAGAGCUCGAGCACGACGCCAUCAAAUCUCUCUCCGACAAGCUACCGCUGAUCCCCGUCGGGCCUCUCGUCGAUGACAACUCGAAUUCAGAAAUCAACGGGGAUCUAUGGAAAUCAGCGGAUGACUGCGUUCAGUGGCUGGAUAUACAGCUGCCGAAUUCAGUCGUUUACGUUUCUUUAGGCAGCGUCGUGAGACUAACAGAGACCGAGAUGACCGAGAUGGCGAACGGCCUACUUAACUGCGGCCGGCCAUUUCUCUGGGUCGUUCGCGACGACUGUCGAAAACUUCUGCCGGCAGAAAUUAUGGAGAGGGUAAAAGAUAGCAACGGAAUGUUGGUAUCCUGGAGCCCGCAGGAAAAAGUGCUGUCGCACAGAUCAUCGGGUUGUUUCUUGACCCACUGUGGAUGGAAUUCGACGCUGGAGGCUUUGACGGCUGGCUGUGGGGUUAAGGUCCUCAAGCUUCUUCAGAUGACUGGUUCGGGAGCCUGCUCUUGCACACGAAGAACUCGUGAGGGGCCGGAGUUGGGCUUUCUGGUCGUUCCUCGGAUGAUCAAGUCAGUACAUGAACUUGAGUGGAAAAUUGUGAGAUGA
This is a messenger RNA of Asparagus officinalis (garden asparagus), 846 nucleotides long. RefSeq names its product putative UDP-glucose glucosyltransferase. The record is from RefSeq and is a predicted model, not a curated record. Gene Ontology annotation, molecular function: UDP-glycosyltransferase activity. NCBI's taxonomy places the organism in Eukaryota, Viridiplantae, Streptophyta, Magnoliopsida, Asparagales, Asparagaceae.